CCAAAAUGACGACUGCGACCAUUUCAUUGACUAAAUUCAAGGAAUGUCUGAUUCAAUGGGCAAAACUGAACGAUAAAGGUGAACAGUGCUUAUCGCAACAGGUUUUAGGACAGUCAUCGACAGAUCUUGACGCGAUUGUAGAAGAAUUCAAACAAGUGCUGGGAACCAUGUUUGAAGAAUAUGCAUUUGCAGUCAAUGUUUUGGGCUUAGAGCAGGUUAUUGAAAGGGAUGAUACGGCCAAGAUACCUGAAAAUAUCAACUUGAUGCGAUACUGUGUGGACAUGUACGAUCAAGAAUUCAUGGUGAAAGAGUGUAUUAGAGGUAUUGUGAGUACUGAAGGAUUUGCAACACAACAGCAUUUGGCAGGAAGUAUUGCUUUAUGGAAAGCAGAGUCUUAUCUUGAUGAUGAGAUACAACAAAAGAUAAAGAAUUUUUAGGAUGUUUAUUUAUUUAUAUUACAUGAUCUCUCUCUCUUUUCCUUUCUCUUUCUUUACUUUUUAGCUGGCUAUGUUACAAAGAAUAAAAGAGCAUAAAUAUGUGUAUAUUCUCAGUCCGUGUUUUCGGAUGAUUUUAUUAAUUCAUGUACUUCUGUAGGCGAUAGGUGAACGACACAAAGGAGUGGAAACAAACCUCUUUGACCUGAAACAAGAUUAUCCCCUAAAGAAAAAAAAUUAAACCACACAAUCACAACAAAAGAAGCUUAUAUUACCAAUUGCCCAUCCAUCAUCAAAAUAAUAGUACAUCCUAAGGAUAUCACCUGUAAGCAGUUGUAGUUCAUCUGAGUGAUUCGGUACUGUAAAUGAAU
Messenger RNA from Rhizopus microsporus ATCC 52813, 805 nucleotides. RefSeq lists its product as uncharacterized. Lineage: Eukaryota; Fungi; Mucoromycota; Mucoromycetes; Mucorales; Rhizopodaceae. The coding region runs from base 6 to 437 and encodes 143 amino acids. The transcript has 4 exons. The record is from RefSeq and is a predicted model, not a curated record.